This is a messenger RNA of Trichosporon asahii var. asahii CBS 2479, 672 nucleotides long. RefSeq lists its product as uncharacterized. Lineage: Eukaryota; Fungi; Basidiomycota; Tremellomycetes; Trichosporonales; Trichosporonaceae. Gene Ontology annotation, molecular function: iron ion binding; iron-sulfur cluster binding. Bases 1 to 672 code for a protein of 223 amino acids. The record is from RefSeq and is a predicted model, not a curated record. Gene Ontology annotation, cellular component: mitochondrion. The transcript has a single exon. Gene Ontology annotation, biological process: iron-sulfur cluster assembly.
AUGUUCAUCCAGACGGAGACGACGCCGAACGAGGACUCGCUCAAGUUCAUCCCGGGCGUGCCGGUGACGAAGGGGUCGACGUACGAGUUCCUCGACCUGCGCUCAGCCCUCAAGUCGCCGCUAGCCACGCGCCUGCUGAACAUUGAGGGCAUUGUCGGUGUCUUUUACGGACCCGACUUUGUGACGUGCACAAAGGACGACUCGUUCCAGUGGAACAUUCUCAAGCCCGAGGUGUUUGCGAUUCUGAUGGAGCACUUUUCCUCCGGCGCCCAGCUCUUCCGCGAGGAACAUGCCGAGGGCGAAGGGGCGGAGGACACGCGUGUCCUCGACUCGGACUCGGAUGUCGUCGCCAUGAUCAAGGAGCUGCUCGAGACGCGCGUCCGCCCCGCUAUCCAGGAGGACGGAGGCGAUAUCGAGUACCGCGGCUUUGACGAGGAGAAGGGCACCGUCUUCCUCAAGCUUAUGGGAAGUUGCCGCGGAUGCUCCAGCUCCGAGGUCACGCUCAAGAACGGCAUCGAGCGCAUGCUCAUGCACUACGUGCCCGAGGUCCAGGCCGUCGAGCAGUUCGUCACCGAGGAGGAGAAGAUUGCCCAGGACGAGUUUGCAAAGCUCGAGGCUAGGCUGGAGAAGCAGGCAAAGGAGAAGGAGGCCCAGGCUGCCGAGGCCGCCUAG